This is a messenger RNA of Saccharomyces cerevisiae S288C, 633 nucleotides long. It is a transcript of the gene RAD10, whose product is annotated as DNA repair protein RAD10. Lineage: Eukaryota; Fungi; Ascomycota; Saccharomycetes; Saccharomycetales; Saccharomycetaceae. The record is from RefSeq and is marked reviewed. The coding region runs from base 1 to 633 and encodes 210 amino acids. Gene Ontology annotation, biological process: DNA repair. Gene Ontology annotation, cellular component: nucleus. The transcript has a single exon. Gene Ontology annotation, molecular function: damaged DNA binding.
AUGAACAAUACUGAUCCUACUUCAUUUGAAAGUAUAUUGGCUGGUGUGGCCAAAUUGAGAAAGGAAAAGAGUGGUGCAGAUACUACUGGAUCUCAAUCGUUAGAAAUAGAUGCAUCAAAACUCCAGCAGCAGGAACCGCAAACAUCAAGACGCAUAAAUUCAAACCAGGUCAUAAACGCCUUCAAUCAGCAAAAACCGGAAGAAUGGACCGACUCAAAGGCUACAGAUGACUAUAAUCGAAAGAGACCCUUCAGGAGUACUCGACCGGGAAAAACUGUACUAGUGAACACUACCCAAAAAGAAAAUCCACUCCUGAACCACUUAAAGAGCACCAAUUGGAGAUAUGUAUCUUCAACAGGAAUUAAUAUGAUAUACUACGACUAUCUAGUUCGUGGAAGAAGUGUACUGUUCUUAACUUUGACUUAUCACAAAUUAUAUGUCGAUUAUAUCUCUAGGAGAAUGCAGCCCUUAUCUAGAAACGAAAAUAAUAUACUGAUAUUCAUAGUAGACGAUAACAACUCUGAAGAUACCCUUAAUGACAUUACAAAACUAUGUAUGUUCAACGGAUUUACUCUACUUUUAGCAUUUAAUUUUGAACAAGCUGCAAAAUAUAUUGAAUAUUUGAAUUUAUGA